GGAGUGUGUGGCCCCCAGCAGCCAUCUCCAUGAGUCAGGAGGACGGAGCAGGGCCCGGGACCCCAUCAUGGAGACUCCACCUCACUCACUGAUACAUGAGGAGAAGAUCCUAGAACUCACCCACAGGAUCACAGAGCUGCUGACUAGAGAGAUUCCUAUAAGGUGUCAGGAUGUGGCGGUCUAUUUCUCCAUGGAGGAGUGGGAGUAUGUAGAAGGACACAAGGAUCUGUACCAGGACAUAGUCAUGAUGAAGAAUGACCCCCCAGGGGUAGACGAGGACAUAAUCCACAUGACUAGGAGGACACUAGAUAUGGCCCUAGAGAUGAUCCACGUGAUAUCUGGAGAGGAUUACAUGUUAGUGAAGAACACGUCUGGAGACAUUUUGACCCCUUGUGUAACAGGAGGACGACAGAGCAGGGCCCAGGGCCCCAUCACGGAGCCUCCAUCUCACUCACUGAAUAUUGAGGAGAAGAUCCUAGAACUCACCCACAGGAUCACUGAGCUGCUUACUGGAGAGGUUCCUAUAAGGUGUCAGGAUGUGGCAGUCUAUUUCUCCAUGGAGGAGUGGGAGUAUGUAGAAGGACACAAGGAUCUGUACCAGGACAUAGUCAUGAUGGAGGAUCACCGGCCCCUCACAUCACAAGAGAGGGGGCAGCACAUUCCCUGGUUCCUAUGGAUCCCGGCCGUCUAUGUAUUGAAGGGGAGCCUGACAGCUGGGACUCACCAUAGUUACAGAGAGGACAUUGUACACGCGGGGCUCCUCUUCACUUCACAGGUUCCUAUAAGGUGUCAGGAUGUGGCGGUCUAUUUCUCCAUGGAGGAGUGGGAGUAUGUAGAAGGACACAAGGAUCUGUACCAGGACAUAGUCAUGAUGGAGGAUCACCGGCCCCUCACAUCACAAGAUGGAAUCAUUGAUAGAAAUCCACCCGAGAGGUGUCCCUGUCCUCUGUAUUCCCUGGACUGUCCAGAGGGAAAUGUCCCAGAGAAGCAUCAGGGUGAAGAUCUGAUGGAUAUUAAGGUUGAGGUUAAAGUUGAACCAGAAGAGGAGACGGAUUUCGGGGCCGAUCAGCAGUAUGGAGUCAUUGAUAGAAAUCCACCCGAGAGGUGUCCCCGCCCUCUGUAUUCCCAGGACUGUCCAGAGGGAAAUGUCCCAGAGAAGCAUCAGGAUGAUUACCUGACUAUUAUUAAAGUGGAGGAUGAAGAAGAGAUCUUCAGGAGCGAUCCACCAUGUAUGAAGGAGGAAAUUCCAGGAGGUGUUGUCCCAGGAAAUCCCAGUAAGAAUUCUGAGGGAAACGUCAUGUUAUCCCUGAAUAAUAAAGAUGGAGAGAUCAUGGAGCGCUCCUCAGGAGAAGAUGGAGAGAUCAUGGAGCGCUCCUCAGGAGAAGACCUCCUUACCUCUAAUGUCCAUCCAGAUCUAUCCUAUAAUAAUCCCCCUGAUCAUGAGGAACCUUCUCCUGACCAAUCACAGACUGUUAGUCGAAGAACAGGUCAGAAAGGGGGCAAAAAGUUUCAAUGUGAUGAAUGUGGAAAACUGUUUACAGCAAGCUCAAGUCUUCAUACACACAGAAGAAUUCACACAGGAGUGAAUCUGUAUUCAUGUUCAGAUUGUGGGAAAUGCUUUACAAGUAAAUCAAAUCUUGUUGUACAUGAGAGAAUCCACACAGGAGAAAAGCCAUAUUCAUGUUCAGUAUGUGGGAAAUGUUUUGCGAACAAAUCAACUGUUGUAAUACACGAGAGAAUUCACACAGGAGAGAAACCGUAUUUAUGUUUAGAAUGUGGGAAAUGUUUUGUGCAUAAAUCACAUCUAGUUACACAUGAAAAAAUUCACAAGGGAGAGAUGGCAUAUUCAUGUUCACAAUGUGGGAAAUGUUUCACUACUUCAUCAAAUCUUGUUAAACAUGAGAUAAUUCACACAGGAGAGAAGCCAUAUUCAUGUUCAGAAUGUGGAAAAUGUUUCGCAAGUAAAUCAGACCUGGGAAAACAUGAAAAAUGUCACACAGGAGAGAAGCCGUAUUCAUGUUCUGAAUGUGGGAAAUGUUUUACGACCAGACGCAAUCUUGUUACACAUGAGAUCAAUCACACAGGAGUUAAGCCACACGCGUGUUCUGAAUGUGGGAAGUGUUUUAUUACUAAAGUCACCUUAAAGGAUCAUCAGAAAAUUCACACAGGAGAGAAGCCACAUUCAUGUUCAGAAUGUGGGAAAUGUUUCAUUACUAAAAGCAAACUGAGGGAUCAUCAGAGAACUCAUACAGGAGAGAAGCCGCAUUCGUGUUCAGUAUGUGGGAAAUGUUUCAUUAAUAAAGACAAACUACGGAAUCACCAGAAAAUUCACACAGGAGAGAAACCGUAUUCAUGUACAGAAUGCGGAAAAUCUUUCAUAACUAAAGACAAAUUAAGGAAUCAUCAGAGAAGUCACACAGGAGAAAAGCCACAUUCAUGUUCAGAAUGUGGGAAAUGUUUCAUGACUAAGGAAAAACUAAGGAACCAUCAGAGAAGCCACACAGGGAAGAAGACAUUCCUGCCAGGUACUGUGGAUCCGGAGGCGGAUCCUGCCAAAGACGUCCGCAUCAGUGAGUAUAGUGGGCUUCCACCUCAUCCCCUCCUUAUCUUACACAACCACAAAGAGGGGCGGACGACGUCCGGGGAGAUCUCCAAAGAGGGGCGGACGACGUCCGGGGAGAUCUCCAAAGAGGGGCGGACGACGUCCAGGGAGAUCUCCAAAGAGGGGCGGACGACGUCCGGGGAGAUCUCCAAAAAGGGGCGGGCGACGUCCGGGGAGAUCUCCAAAGAGGGGCGGGCGACGUCCGGGGAGAUCUCCAAAGAGGGGCGGACGACGUCCGGGGAGAUCUCCAAAGAGGGGCGGACGACGUCCGGGGAGAUCUCCAAAGAGGGGCGGGCGACGUCCGGGGAGAUCUCCAAAGAGGGGCGGACGACGUCCGGGGAGAUCUCCAAAGAGGGGCGGACGACGUCCAGGGAGAUCUCCAAAGAGGGGCGGACGACGUCCGGGGAGAUCUCCAAAAAGGGGCGGGCGACGUCCGGGGAGAUCUCCAAAGAGGGGCGGGCGACGUCCGGGGAGAUCUCCAAAGAGGGGCGGACGACGUCCGGGGAGAUCUCCAAAGAGGGGCGGACGACGUCCGGGGAGAUCUCCAAAGAGGGGCGGGCGACGUCCGGGGAGAUCUCCAAAGAGGGGCGGGCGACGUCCGGGGAGAUCUCCAAAGAGGAGCGGACGACAUCCGGGGAGAUCUCCAAAGAGGGGCGGGCGACGUCCGGGGAGAUCUCCAAAGAGGGGCGGACGACGUCCGGGGAGAUCUCCAAAGAGGGACGGGCGACGUCCGGGGAGAUCUCCAAAGAGGGGCGGGCGACGUCCGGGGAGAUCUCCAAAGAGGGGCGGGCGACGUCCGGGGAGAUCUCCAAAGAGGGGCGGACGACGUCCGGGGAGAUCUCCAAAGAGGGGCGGACGACGUCCGGGGAGAUCUCCAAAGAGGGACGGGCGACGUCCGGGGAGAUCUCCAAAGAGGGGCGGGCGACGUCCGGGGAGAUCUCCAAAGAGGAGCGGACGACAUCCGGGGAGAUCUCCAAAGAGGGGCGGACCAUAGUGAAGAAGACAUGGGGGGAGUGUGUGGCCCCCAGCAGCCAUCUCCAUGAGUCAGGAGGACGGAGCAGGGCCCGGGGCCCCAUCACAGAGCCUCCACCUCACUCACUGAUACAUGAGGAGAAGAUCCUAGAACUCACCCACAGGAUCACUGAGCUGCUGACUGGAGAGGUUCCUAUAAGGUGUCAGGAUGUGGCGGUCUAUUUCUCCAUGGAGGAGUGGGAGUAUGUAGAAGGACACAAGGAUCUGUACCAGGACAUAGUCAUGAUGGAGGAUCACCGGCCCCGAACAUCACAAGAUGGAGUAAUUGAGAGAAAUCCACCCGAGAGGUGUCCCUGUCCUCUGUAUUCCCAGGACUGUCCAGAGGGAAAUGUCCCAGAGAACCAUCAGGGUGAAGAUCUGAUGGAUAUUAAGGUUGAGGUUAAAGUUGAACCAGAAGAGGAGACGGAUUUCUGGGCCAAUCAGCAGUAUGGAGUCAUUGAUAGAAAUCCACCCGAGAGGUGUCCCCGCCCUCUGUAUUCCCAGGACUGUCCAGAGGGAAAUGUCCCAGAGAAGCAUCAGGGGGGAGAUCUGACUAAUAAUAAAGUGGUGGAUGAAGAAGAGAGGAUGAGGGGCCAUCACCCGUGUAUGAGGGAAGUGAAGGAGGAAAUUCCAGGAGGUGUUACCCUAGGAAAUCCCAGUAAGAAUUCUGAGGGAAACGUCAUGUUAUCCCUGAAUAAUAAACAAGAAGAUGGAGAGAUCAUGGAGCGCUCCUCAGGAGAAGAUGGAGAGAUCAUGGAGCGCUCCUCAGGAGAAGAUGGAGAGAUCAUGGAGCGCUCCUCAGGAGAAGAUGGAGAGAUCAUGGAGCGUUUCUCAGGAGAAGAUGGAGAGAUCAUGGAGCGCUCCUCAGGAGAAGAUGGAGAGAUCAUGGAGCGCUCCUCAGGAGAAGAUGGAGAGAUCAUGGAGCGUUUCUCAGGAGAAGAUGGAGAGAUCAUGGAGCGCUCCUCAGGACAAGAUGGAGAGAUCAUGGAGCGCUCCUCAGGAGAAGACCUCCUUACCCCUAAUGUCCAUCCAGAUCUAUCCUAUAAUAAUUCUUCUGAUCAUGAGGAACCUUCUCCUGACCAACCACACAUUGUUACCACAAGGACAGAUCUGGAACAUGGGAAAGGUUUCUAUUGUGAGGAAUGUGGGAAAUGUUUUAUAAAAAGAUCAGGUCUUAAUACACAUAGAAAAAGUCACACAAGAAAGAAGCAGUAUGUGUGUUCAGAAUGUGGGAAAUACUUCAUAAAGCAAUCACAUCUUCUAAGACAUGAGAAAAGUCACACAGGAGAGAAGCCAUUCUCAUGUUCAGAAUGUAAAAAAUGCUUUGUAAGCAAAACAGAUCUUGUUAUACAUGAGAGAAUUCACACUGGAGAAAAGCCAUUUUCAUGUUCAGAAUGUGGAAAAUGCUUUGUAAGUAAAUCAAGUCUUGUUAAACAUGGGAGAAUUCACGUAAGAGAGAAGCCAUAUUCAUGUUCAGAAUGUGAGAAAUGUUUUGUACAGAAAUCACAGCUUGUCAGACAUGAAAUGAAUCACACAGGCAAUAAGGCAUAUUUAUGUUCAGAAUGUGGGAAAGGUUUUACGAGUAAAGUAGGGUUUGUUUUACAUCAAAGAACUCACACAGGAGAGAAACCAUUUUCAUGUUUGGAAUGUGGUAAAUGUUUCUUAAGUAAAUCAAAGCUUGUUAGACAUGAGAGAAGUCACACAGGAGAGAAGCCAUAUCCAUGUUCAGAAUGUGGGAAAUGUUUUACUGAUACAUUUGUAUUAAUUAAUCAUCAGAGACUUCACACAGAAGAGAAACCAUAUUCAUGUUCAGAAUGUGGGAGGUUUUACAAGUAAAGCAGGGCUUGCUUUACAUAACAGAAGUCACACAGGAGAAAAGCCAUUUUUAUGUUUAGAGUGUGGGAGAUGUUUGUCAAGUAAAUCCCAUCUUGUUAGACACGAGAAAAGUCACAAAGGAGAGAAGCCACAUUCAUGU
This is a messenger RNA of Hyla sarda, 5588 nucleotides long. RefSeq lists its product as uncharacterized. The record is from RefSeq and is a predicted model, not a curated record. The coding region runs from base 68 to 5449 and encodes 1793 amino acids. NCBI's taxonomy places the organism in Eukaryota, Metazoa, Chordata, Amphibia, Anura, Hylidae. Gene Ontology annotation, biological process: regulation of DNA-templated transcription. The transcript is spliced from 19 exons.